This is a messenger RNA of Penaeus monodon (black tiger shrimp), 275 nucleotides long. Its product is annotated as H/ACA ribonucleoprotein complex non-core subunit NAF1-like. Lineage: Eukaryota; Metazoa; Arthropoda; Malacostraca; Decapoda; Penaeidae. The record is from RefSeq and is a predicted model, not a curated record.
AUUGCGCAGAUGAAGCAACUGUAGACCAAACUGCUUUGUCGAGCUGCAUCGAGGCUAUCAACGCAGAUAUUGUUGCUUGUUUCCCUGCAAAAUAAACGGACCGCUGCUAACGGAUUAAUAUUGCAUCGCAACGCUGAAUGGACCGGCUCUUUUCGUAAUUUAAUUUCGUUGUUGUACUUUCAUCUCUUUUUUUUUAUCAUUGGAUUCUGCUCCUUGAGUCUUUUAAAGGAACCUAUAUUCUUCGUAAUGUUUUCUGUCAAUAAAUAAUAUCAAUA